Molecule: messenger RNA, 602 nt
Organism: Calypte anna (Anna's hummingbird)
Lineage: Eukaryota; Metazoa; Chordata; Aves; Apodiformes; Trochilidae
Gene: PPT1
Product: palmitoyl-protein thioesterase 1
Exons: 5
Coding region: 258-521 (87 amino acids)
Biological process (GO): receptor-mediated endocytosis; protein depalmitoylation
Cellular component (GO): lysosome
Molecular function (GO): palmitoyl-(protein) hydrolase activity
Source: RefSeq, a predicted model, not a curated record
CACUGAGUGUCUCCAUCUCUCUCCAUGCCCCAGGUGUUUAUGGCUUCCCACGGUGUCCUGGGGAGAGCUCCCACCUCUGUGACUGGAUCAGGAAGGUGCUGGAUCGAGGUGCCUACACAGAAGCUGUUCAGGAGCACUUGGUACAAGCAGAGUAUUGGCACGACCCUCUGAAGGAGGAGGAGUACAGGAAAAAGAGUGUCUUUCUGGCUGACAUAAAUCAGGAGAGGGGCAUCAAUCAGACUUACAAGAAAAACCUGAUGGCUCUGAAAAACUUUGUGAUGGUGAAAUUUCUCAAUGAUUCCAUGGUCGACCCUCCAAUAUCUGAGUGGUUUGGGUUCUACAGAAGUGGCCAAGCCCAGGUGACCAUCCCCCUGCAGGAGACCUCUCUGUACAAGGAGGAUCGCCUGGGGCUGCAGGAAAUGGACAAAGCAGGAAAAUUGGUGUUCCUGGGGGUGGAAGGGGACCACCUGCGUUUCACAGAAGAGUGGUUUUACACCACUAUCCUCCCCUUCCUCCAGUGAGGCAGCAGGGAGGGGGCUCUGUGCCUGUAGCUCAAGUAACUGCUCCUGUGCAAGAGCACUUUGUGUGUGAGCCUUGGGGGG